CAGCUGAAAAGGAGAACAAGUAGCCAACGUUAAGAAAACAAAGGGAGAAAACAAAGCCAAAUGGAGUAUCAGUUUCGUUUUCUGCUUCUUGUUCUGUGCCUUCUUCUUCCAGCUUUGGUGGAAUGCAGGAUUCGUCGUUACAAUUUUGAUGUGGUGAUGAAAAAUACCACCAGACUAUGCUCAAGCAAGCCGAUUGUUACAGUGAACGGCCGGUUCCCAGGGCCCACUCUUUACGCCAGGGAAGAUGAUACAGUUCUUGUAAGAGUGGUGAACAAGGUCAAAUACAAUGUUUCCAUCCACUGGCACGGCAUUAGGCAACUGCGAACUGGGUGGGCUGAUGGGCCAGCUUAUAUUACCCAAUGCCCAAUUCAGCCAGGCCAAAACUACGUCUACAAUUUCACUAUCACAGGACAAAGAGGCACCCUUCUUUGGCACGCACAUAUUCUCUGGCUCAGGUCCACUGUUCAUGGUGGCAUCGUUAUCUUGCCUAAGCGUGGCGUCCCUUACCCAUUCCCUGCUCCCCACAAGGAAGUGGUGGUUGUGUUAGCUGAAUGGUGGAAAUCAGAUACUGAAGCAGUGAUCAAUGAAGCUCUGAAAUCUGGAUUAGCUCCAAAUGUUUCUGAUGCUCACACCAUUAAUGGACAACCUGGGGCUGUCUCAAACUGUCCCUCGCAGGGCGGCUUCAAGUUGCCGGUGGAUAGUGGCAAGACCUACAUGCUACGCUUGAUCAAUGCUGCGCUCAAUGAAGAGCUCUUCUUCAAGAUUGCAGGACACCAACUUACAGUUGUGGAGAUUGAUGCUACGUACGUUAAACCAUUCAAGACCGACACCGUCUUGAUUGCUCCCGGCCAGACUACCAACGUCCUAGUCACCGCCGAUAAGAACACCGGCAAAUACUUAGUUGCAGCCUCCCCUUUCAUGGACGCUCCAAUUGCAGUAGAUAACAGAACUGCAACCGCCACUCUUCAUUACUCCGGCACGCUUUCUAGCUCCCCUACAACUCUUGCAAACCCACCUCCCCAGAACGCCACCGCAGUAGCCAACAAGUUUAUUAGUUCUCUCCGCAGCCUGAACUCAAAAAAAUACCCCGCCAAAGUCCCAUUAAACAUUGAUCACAGCCUUUUCUUUACCGUUGGGCUGGGCGUCAACCCAUGUCCUACUUGCAAGGCAGGCAAUGGUAGUAGAGUAGUCGCUAGCAUCAACAAUGUCACAUUUGUUAUGCCAACUACAGCUCUUCUUCAAGCUCAUUUCUUUAAUAUUAAUGGCGUUUUCACCACCGAUUUUCCUGCUAAUCCACCACAUGUUUUCCACUUCACUGGAAAGGGACCAAGAAAUUUGCAGACCUCUAGUGGAACUAAGGUUUACAGGCUGAAAUACAACUCCACAGUUCAACUUGUCCUGCAAGACACUGGAAUUAUAUCACCGGAAAACCACCCUGUCCACUUGCAUGGAUUCAACUUCUUCGAAGUUGGCAGAGGAGUUGGGAACUACAAUUCAAAAACAGAUCCUCAGAAUUUCAAUCUCGUCGAUCCUCCAGAGAGGAACACAGUCGGGGUACCCAAGGGUGGAUGGGCUGCCAUCAGAUUCCGAGCUGAUAAUCCAGGAGUGUGGUUCAUGCAUUGUCAUCUGGAAGUGCACACGACAUGGGGACUUAAGAUGGCGUUCUUGGUGGACAAUGGGAAAGGCCCCAACGAGUCGCUAUUACCACCCCCAAGCGAUCUUCCAAAAUGUUAAAAAUUUUCUCGAGACUCCAUACUUAGUCCAAUUACUCGGAAGAAAAGAGAAAGAAAAAGAAAAAAGAAAUGAGGGAGAGUUACAAAGAUUUCCUAUUUGUUUCUUGAGUAAAUGGAAAAUUUUUUUGCUCAAGCAAGUAUAAAUAAAAUCAGAAGAGCAUUUCAUUUGUUAUUAAAAUAUAAUAGCAA
This is a messenger RNA of Manihot esculenta (cassava), 1922 nucleotides long. Its product is annotated as laccase-4. The transcript is spliced from 6 exons. The record is from RefSeq and is a predicted model, not a curated record. Bases 61 to 1734 code for a protein of 557 amino acids. Gene Ontology annotation, biological process: lignin catabolic process. Gene Ontology annotation, cellular component: apoplast. NCBI's taxonomy places the organism in Eukaryota, Viridiplantae, Streptophyta, Magnoliopsida, Malpighiales, Euphorbiaceae. Gene Ontology annotation, molecular function: hydroquinone:oxygen oxidoreductase activity; copper ion binding.